AUGCUCAUCAUCCUCGACACAUUCAGACGCAGGCGAAUCAACAUGCGCGUGAUCAAACCGAACACAAUGUUUCGUAUCCUGUUGCUGGUCGUCAUCUCGGUCGUGCAUUGUCAAGCGUCUCGACCCAAGAAAGUAAUCGCAUUCGACAGCAGCCCCGUGCAAAAGCGUAAUCUCGGAGGGAAGCUGAAGGACUGGUACCUCAUCAACCACACCAAGAACUACUUCUGCACCGACACCGGUCGUCUGGUGCCUGUCGAUCCCCACACGGGUCACAUGCUGUUGAAAGGCCUGCGAAGGCGUGACAAUUGGUUCGACGAUUUGGUCGGUCAUUCGCACGCUACGGAGCGUGGAAUUUGUCGAAAUCCGACUUGGGUUCUGCCUCAAGGCUGGACGCAGCCAAUCCCUGUGACGCAGUUCAACGCCCAGUAUCCGUGGAUGACGGUGGACGACCGUGGUCAGAUUCGUUUGCGCGACGAUUUUCGGAGCUGGUUGGAGCAGCGACAGGCUGCUGGAGCCCAGAUGACGGCUCCUGCUGCCGGUGGCGGUGCUGGCGGUGGAGCGGGCGCUGGAGCGCUUCCAGAUGGCGGAGCAGGCUACAUUCCUCCUUCGGCGAUGACUUUUGCUCCUGGAACGGGUACCGCUUCUGGAUUGGGACAGAACUCUUUCGGCAAUGGUGUCACCGCUGGCAGCGCCGCGCACAUCUGA
Pseudozyma hubeiensis SY62 is the source of this 705-nucleotide messenger RNA. RefSeq lists its product as hypothetical. The transcript has 2 exons. Bases 1 to 705 code for a protein of 234 amino acids. The record is from RefSeq and is a predicted model, not a curated record. NCBI's taxonomy places the organism in Eukaryota, Fungi, Basidiomycota, Ustilaginomycetes, Ustilaginales, Ustilaginaceae.